Messenger RNA from Candida albicans SC5314, 381 nucleotides. RefSeq lists its product as uncharacterized. Lineage: Eukaryota; Fungi; Ascomycota; Pichiomycetes; Serinales; Debaryomycetaceae. The transcript has a single exon. The record is from RefSeq and is a predicted model, not a curated record. Bases 1 to 381 code for a protein of 126 amino acids.
AUGGCAAGUGCUAGUACUACCAAUCCUGGCAUUUAUUCUGCAAGACAAAUACUAUUAUUAGCUCAACUACUACAUUCCGAUAAUAUAAACAAUGUUGACAAAUUAACUUCAUUGAAUGAAAACAAAAUACAAAAUAUUAUUAUUCAAUGGAAACAACAUAAGAUCAAUCAUUUAAAUAGUGCCACGAUAAAUAACAAAGAUAGUACCAUCAAACUUCAAACCACUGUUCAACUUGUUGAAUUAUACAAAAAUCUACUAAAGAAAUACGAAGUGACCAAUACAGAGGAAUUGGCAAAUGCUGCUUAUUUUAAACGAAUGAGUGAAUUAGAGGGUAUUAUAGAAAAAGAUAAACAGAUGUUUGAAGAUACUCUCAAUAGUUGA